AUGGAAGAAAUUAUCAAGAUGAAUGAAACUACUAAAAGCCAGGUGACUGAAUUCAUACUCAUGAGCAUUACAAACCGUCCUGAGCUCCAGCACCCCCUUUUUGCUGUGUUUUUCCUUAACUACAUGGCCACAGCUCUGGGGAACUUGGGCCUGAUCAUCUUAACUAGUGUUGAUUCCCAUCUCCAAACCCCAAUGUACUUUUUUCUCAGGCAUCUGGCAUUGGUUGAUUUGGGGUAUUCAACAGCUAUUGGUCCAAAAAUGCUGGUCAGUUUCAUAGAGGAGAAAAAUAUAAUUUCCUAUAAUGGCUGUGCAGUACAGCUAGCAUUCUUUGUGAUAUUUAUCAAUAGUGAACUUUUUAUCCUGUCAGCUAUGGCCUAUGACCGCUAUGUAGCUAUCUGUAAGCCUCUCCUCUACACAAUCAUCAUGUCUGAUAGAGCAUGUUGGAUCUUGGUGGCUAGCUCAUACCUCUAUAGCAUCAUGGUAGACUUAGUGAUGACAAUAAAGAUUUUUAAAUCAUCUUUCUGUAAAUCUAAUGUAUUAAGACAUUUCUACUGUGACAGUCUCUCUCUAUUAUCCAUUAUGUGUUCAGACACAAGUGAAAUUGAACUAAUCAUUAUGACUUUUGGUGUACUAAAUCUGAUUCCUUCCCUAUUGAUUAUCCUUUUUUCCUACUUACUUAUUCUUGUGGCCAUCCUUAGGAUGAACUCUCCUGAGGGCAGGCACAAAGCUUUCUCCACCUGUGGCUCUCAUCUCACAGUGGUGGUUGUGUUCUAUGGGACACUUUUCUUCAUGUACCUGCAGCCACAAUCUAACCAUUCCUUUGACACCGACAAGAUGGCCUCUGUUUUUUAUACUCUGGUCAUUCCUAUGCUCAACCCUUUAAUCUAUAGCUUGAGGAACAAAGAGGUGACAGGUGCCUUGAAAAGACUUUUUAAAAAAUUAAUAUAA
This is a messenger RNA of Monodelphis domestica (gray short-tailed opossum), 948 nucleotides long. RefSeq names its product olfactory receptor 8K3-like. Gene Ontology annotation, molecular function: olfactory receptor activity; G protein-coupled receptor activity. Lineage: Eukaryota; Metazoa; Chordata; Mammalia; Didelphimorphia; Didelphidae. Gene Ontology annotation, biological process: G protein-coupled receptor signaling pathway. Gene Ontology annotation, cellular component: membrane. The record is from RefSeq and is a predicted model, not a curated record.